AUGGUGUCCCCCCGAUCCUUUCCAUUCGUUCGCCCACGCAGAAACUCCACAAAGCAGAAGAACAAGAAAGGAACUCGACUGCCACCGCCACUGAGACUCGACUGCCGUUUGUUCCAUGCUCAAGUCCAAAAAGAUAUCAGUCUGAUGGGCCCGCCCCCCAGAGCCGUGCGGGGGAGUAUUUCAGGCUCAUCGAAGGCCAAGAGGAACAAAGGGAACAAAGACAGUGGAUCACAAGAAGUGCCGUUGAAGAUGGAAAUUCCCUUAGCAAGCCUCUCAAUUGAGGCUGCCAAAGAAUAUCACGUUGAAUGCCCUGAGAAGAUGAAGACCACAGGACGGUCUCUUACUCGAAGAAACCACCAUCAACAAACACGACCCGCUAUUACAACGUCCAAGAGAACCUCACCGGAGCGGUCUACACAGACUCGAUCUGUUUCUCCUCAAGGAUCACUACGCACAAUUAUCGUUCUUGAUACACCUGGUACCUCCGAUGACGAGGAGUCCGACAUUUCGCCCUUAUCUGACGACCGCCCAUCUGCUGCAUCUCGAUCUGGCGCAGCCUUACGUCGUUUCUUCCCCGAACUAUCAUCUGCCAAUUUCGCAGUCGUGUCUCCGAUGAGUGCUGAUGCCAGUGCCGAUCAACAGAACCUGAGGCCAAUCGAGUUCUCGUCGAUCUUCGAGUCCGAACUCCACGAGCGGGUCCACAUCCUCUAUAAGAACUCGGCCGAUGCCGUCGAGAGCCCAUCGACCGACGUGGAUCAAGCCUUGGAGCACAAGCCAGGUUCGUCCUCGGGAUCAGGAUCAGAGGAUGUCUUUGACUGUGCCUCGUCCUGCUACAGUCGUCGGAGUUCUAUCACCAGUGUUGGGACAGAGUGUUUCAGCCCGGCUGCAAAGGAACUCGAUCGAUACUCCAUCCUCUCCCCCGUUGCAGCUGGUGUCUUUGAUGACUCUGCUUCGGCAUGCCCGUCCCGGGGCCUAUCGCGGGCUCCGUCGUUUGCAUCGGGCGUGCCAUCUGCAACGUCACCCGGUCCAGAGUAUGCAGCGAGCUCAAUCUAUUCGUCGAGCCCAACGCCGCCAUCUCGAUGCACCUCAAUGUCCUCCAGAAUUUCCUUGAAUGAUUACAAAAACAAGCCUCUCCCUCUUGAGCCUGUCCAAGAGCCCAGCCCAUUAGCGAUCCGCCGCCAUGACCACACUCAGCAAUCUGCGACGACUGAAGCCUCGCUAUCAACGGGAUUUCACUCAACCUAUCGUCAUCAUAACUUGAGUCAUUCAACAAGCACACACUGGAAGCAAUCCGGGCAAGCCUGUCAGAACUGUGGAGAAUGCGCUGGGGGCCGUAAUAGCGGUGACCCCGUUCAAUCCCGUCGGGGCCGUCGCUCAGAGUGGUCAGAGGCUAGCAAUGGGCAGCGCCUGCGCCAUAUCCCAACGCUAGCACAAGCUGCAGAAGAAUUGGAAUUCGCCCUAGCCGACCUUGCCAGAGACCCGCAUAUGCAGCAACGGACCCUGCUAGUGCUCGACGGACCGCUGCAGAUCAGUCGACACAAUGGUGAUCUAGUCGCAACGCGACCAGCACCACUGCCCCCCUCAACCAAGCCACAUUCCCAAGCGCAAGCGCACUCAUCCAAAUCAUUUAAGAAGAGCAGGAGUUUCCACACAAAGGUCAAAUCAUUUGACGAUGCCAUAAGUCCCCGGUCGGCCACGCUCAAAGCCCUCCGUUCGACCAAAGAGAGGCCGUCUCCUCCCCUCCCCGACAAGGAAUCCAAGAACAAAGGCGAGGCCGCCCCCAAAACCCCCAAGACCCCCAAACUCAAGGACGAGGCCAAGUUGUCUUUCAGAAGUUCCAACUCCAUCUCUCGCUCUACCGACGACUUUUUCAAAUCACCCAAGAUGAAGAAAUCCUUCACUCUGACGAUGCCAUCCUUCCGGCGCACGCAUCACACUCGGGCCCCGACUCUGCAAGAACCCCGUCUGAGCGUCGUACUGAGUUCACGGUCGGAAACUUCCCUGCUCGACCCACACACAUCCACCGAGGCCCGCCCGGACGGGCCCCCACGACUUUCUUCACACUCGGAUCCCAGUUUGGACUUGGACGAGGAUCUGGACGCAGGCGCGGCCUCCAAGCGGGCCGAUCUCCUUCUGCAACUCCCGCGCCUGCAGACUCAAGAUCUCGCCUUCCAAAAUCCCUUCGAACCGCUCAGCAUCGAGGAGGAACUCCUCGCUCUAACACGAACACAACACGAGCGGGAGAAGCAGCCACAACCACCACAACCAAAGCAAAUGCCAGGGGCCGCCCCCUCGUUCUGCGCCCCCGGCCCCACGCAGACAGUGCAACAUCAACAUCCCCACCCCGCGCAGGCCGUCGCCUCGCCGAGGGGCGAUGCAAAAGUGUCGACUCUUCAGCUGCGCAUCAUACCACCUGAGGAUGAGAAAAUGCUCGUUGCGAGUGAACUCGUCGCCAGCGAAUGGCUGCGACAUACGCAGGCCUUUGUCUCGACGGCACAGGCGAGUAGUGUGCAACUUCCUCCCGAACAGAUCUACGAGCUUGCAGCAACGCCGCCCUCUCCGUCAUCCUCGAUGCCAGCCAUGUUUAUGGAACAGUCACACAUGCCCGUCGAUUUUCCCAUCGAGAUGCCGGACCAUCUGAUCGUUCUGAUCAUGGGGCGGAUCGACUCACUGGACGAUCUAUUUAAUUUCGUCCUUGUUAACAAGCGUUUCUACCAAAUUUUCAAGCGUCGCGAGCUUUUCUUCAUCAAGGGCGCGCUGUUCCGUAUGUCGCCGCCCGCGUGGGAGUUGCGCGAGAUGAGUCCGCCAUGGAAGAAUGAGUGGCAGCUCCUGCUAGAGCCGGAUACGCCGCUGCCCGAGUAUACCCCGGAGUCGUACUUGGAUCGCUAUGCCUGCGAUAUUUAUACGCUCGCGCAGCUGAAGUCUAUGAUCUUAGUUCGCUGCUCGCCAUUCUUGCGUCGGGAUACAGUCAGGGGUCUGUCCGGCGUGGAUAUUGUUCGCGCCGAGGAAGUAGACGAUGCUUUUUGGCGAAUAUGGACGUUCUGUCGCAUCUUUGGAAGUGGCAAGGGUCGCGAAAAUGAUUUGGAAGGUCAGAUGGAUUGGUUGAAGGGUGGACCAAAGGCCCGGAGCUCAUUUGGAGCAUCUUCCACCGUGACGGAGCCUUUUGGUAUGAACAAUGUGUUGUUUGAGCCACCCGAGGGUUUCGCCCGUGGAAACAGCGUCGCUGGCCUCUCUGCGAAGCAGCUGUAUGACAUGACGGAGAUCUGGACAUGUCUCGGCGUACUGUUGCAGCCUUUGCACGGCAAAUGUGUCGAGGCUAGAAACGCGGGUAUCUUCCAAGGACUGGAUAUUCCCGAGGGCGAUACCGUUCGCGAAGAGACUGCACUAGAGGAGUGGACAUCUUACGUGCUUACUCUUGGGCUCUCCGCCGUCUUGACUCUCAGCUCGCUCUGCCCCGCCGAAGCCACCACCGCCACCUUCACCAAGGCCCAAUCCAAUGGCCUAACCAAAUGGGAGCCAACCGAAACUGAGACCAGUCGUUCAUCCUUCCUGAAAGAAGCCGUUUCCCGUGUCUACGAAGAGCUAGAGCGUUCCCUCGCUUCCAGCAGCCCCAAGGAAAUCGCCUACCCUCAACCCCAAUCUUUCCAGCGCCGUAAGCAAUUCCAAGAAGAGCUGCGCACUCGCCGUCUUCGCGGUCCACCAAGUCGCGAGGGUGCACCAGGUACAUCCUUCGCCGACGAGCGACCCAUGUCAGAGUUCAGCACAAUCGUACAUAACCUCGACGGAAGAACGCCACGCGACGCACCGCCCGUCCCACCCGUUCCAGCCCUAUCAUUCGACCGACUCUCCUCCUCCACAGCAGCCAUCCACCCCUCCAACCAGUCCUCGCGCCCCCCGGCUCUCCGUCCACAGGUCCAAGACCCCGUUGAUCGAGCGAUUUCUCGCAUGGUCAAUGAGCUGGGCUUCAACCAGGACGAUGUCAAGUGGGCGCUUAAAAUCACUGAUACUGGCGAGGGCAUCGACGUCGAUGCCGCUGAGCAAUUGCUUAAGCAGCAGAAGCGCAAGCAUGAGCGGAAUCCCUUCGCCCCACGGGGUAAGGAUAGUUUGCUCAGGUCUGUGAUGAAGCGUCAAGGCUCGCAAGAUUCGGGCUGGCGCUUUGCUUGA
Messenger RNA from Penicillium subrubescens, 4164 nucleotides. Its product is annotated as F-box protein. The coding region runs from base 1 to 4164 and encodes 1387 amino acids. Lineage: Eukaryota; Fungi; Ascomycota; Eurotiomycetes; Eurotiales; Aspergillaceae. The record is from RefSeq and is a predicted model, not a curated record. The transcript is spliced from 3 exons. Gene Ontology annotation, molecular function: protein binding.